Messenger RNA from Phodopus roborovskii (desert hamster), 2391 nucleotides. RefSeq names its product potassium voltage-gated channel interacting protein 2 (gene Kcnip2). The transcript has 10 exons. Gene Ontology annotation, molecular function: potassium channel regulator activity; calcium ion binding. Gene Ontology annotation, biological process: regulation of potassium ion transmembrane transport. Gene Ontology annotation, cellular component: voltage-gated potassium channel complex. Lineage: Eukaryota; Metazoa; Chordata; Mammalia; Rodentia; Cricetidae. The record is from RefSeq and is a predicted model, not a curated record. Bases 249 to 1061 code for a protein of 270 amino acids.
CGGCUCUCUGCUCCACUCUGCCUCCCGCUCCGCGCCACCUUGCUGUCCAAGCCUCCCGCUCCUGCCCCGGGACCCCGCGGUGGGUCCUAAAAACCCAGCGAGUUCCCAGACAAAAGCUCUGUCGGCCCCUAGUCCCGGCCCCCGGCCCCGGCAGGUCGCUGCGCCGCCAGGGGGCGCCGUGUGAGCUCCUGUCCCGGCCACCCGGCGCCCCCUCCCACGGCCCGGGCGGGAGCGGGGCGCCGGGGGCCAUGCGGGGCCAAGGCCGGAAGGAGAGUUUGUCCGAAUCCCGAGAUCUGGACGGCUCCUACGACCAGCUUACGGGCCACCCUCCAGGGCCCACUAAAAAAGCCUUGAAGCAGCGUUUCCUCAAGCUGCUGCCGUGCUGCGGGCCCCAAGCCCUGCCCUCAGUCAGUGAAACAUUAGCUGCCCCAGCCUCCCUCCGCCCCCACAGACCCCGCCCGCUGGACCCAGACAGCGUGGAGGAUGAGUUUGAACUGUCCACCGUGUGUCACCGGCCUGAGGGUCUGGAGCAGCUGCAGGAACAAACCAAGUUCACACGCAAAGAGUUGCAGAUCCUGUACCGAGGCUUCAAGAACGAAUGCCCCAGUGGAAUUGUCAAUGAGGAGAACUUCAAGCAGAUAUACUCUCAGUUCUUUCCCCAAGGAGACUCGAGCACCUACGCUACGUUUCUCUUCAACGCCUUUGACACCAACCACGAUGGCUCUGUCAGUUUUGAGGACUUUGUGGCUGGUUUGUCGGUGAUUCUUCGGGGAACCAUAGAUGAUAGGCUGAGCUGGGCCUUCAACUUAUAUGACCUCAACAAGGAUGGCUGUAUCACCAAGGAGGAAAUGCUUGACAUCAUGAAGUCUAUCUAUGACAUGAUGGGCAAGUACACAUACCCAGCCCUCCGGGAGGAGGCCCCGAGAGAGCAUGUGGAGAGUUUCUUCCAGAAGAUGGACAGAAAUAAGGAUGGCGUAGUGACCAUUGAGGAAUUCAUUGAAUCUUGUCAAAAGGACGAGAACAUCAUGAGAUCCAUGCAACUCUUUGAUAAUGUCAUCUAGCCCCCCAGGGACAGGAGUUAGUGCAUCCUGGGGGUGACCGUGCUCUAGUCCUAGUUCAGGUGAACCUUACCCUUCUCUCCCUGGGUCUGUCCUCACCCUACAUGUACCCUGGGGGCUGUAGGAAUCCAGGUCCUUGGGCUUCAGUAGUCCAGAUCCCUGAGCUAAGUGUCAAGAGUGGGCAAAGUCUAUCUGGGAGGGAGGGUCCCCAACUCCCAACAGCUCUCAUCUCCUUCUCGCCUGACAUCCAGUGCUGAGGACACCCCUGGUGUAGGGAAUGAGUGGUUCCUCACCUCCCAACCCUACGCUAGAAAUCACAUUAGGCAGAAUGUGUCCUGCUAUGGUGCUUUCCCAUCCCUGAUCUCGUAGACUUCCCUCUGAGACCCCUCCUCGGAGAACAUGCUCUGACCAUGUCCCUGGCUGGCUUUUCAGCCUAUCCUUUGAGGGCCCUGUAGGAGGGGACGAGAAAGUAGAGAAGUGUUGGCCUUGAGCCAGUAGAUAGGUCCCAGAAAUUGGUUGGAGUGGAAAGCAGAAAGCCUGGGCAGAGACUCAGAGAGCCCAGGCAAGGCUGUCACUGCCAGGUUCUAUGGGUCUGCUGCCUGGGGCCAGCAGAGUAUGGGUUCCCUGACUUCCCAGAAGGCCUUACAUCCUUAGCAAUGUCCCAGAAAUUCACCAUACACGUCUCAGUGUCUUAGGAGAGCCUGAGUUCCAGAUCGCUGGUUCAUCCCGGGAUUCUCUCCAUCCUUCUUGUAUGGUGGGAAUGGAAUGGUAGCCAGGGGAAGAUGAGUGGGAGGUGUCCUGGAUGACGCCUGUCAAAGUCCCGUCCUGCCCUCCUGCCUGUCGCCUGUUUCCACGGCUUUAGUUUCAAUUCUCCAUGGCCUCUAGAUUUGGAGGCUGGGGUGAGUCAGGGAUUUUCCUGAACUUGGGUCUUACCACUCCUCCUAGUGGCUGCCUUAGGGGAAUGGGAGGACAAAGGCAGGCACUACAUCGAACCCAAUGGGGGCAUUCUUUGGAAUCCUUGCCCGACCCUCACAGUGCCCUAGGAUGUCCUAGGGUCCCCUCUCCCUACAUUCAGUCUACCCAGAGAUGCCCUUGAGCUCACCCAGAGGGCAGGAACCAUAGGAUCCAGGCCCAACCUUGUCAGCACCCUGCCUCGCUGCUGUCCCCUCUUAAUAUACCCGCUUGUCUCAUUCAGCUCUCCUCCCAGUCAGCUAGGGUCAGAGGGGAGGGCUCCCAACCCUUCAGACAUGGCUGACUGCUUUGCAUCUUGGGCUCUUCUACAUAUUUUGUAAAAUAAGACACCAGAUCCAAUAAAACACAACGGCUAUGCACA